AUGGCGGCGCCCGCAGCUCCUCGCCUGGCGUCGGGGCUCCUCUGGAGCAAGGAAGGCUGCAAGUUAUCUUCUGAUUUCGAAACACCACAGAAUACUUCAAUAAAUAUGCAACUGCCUUCAAGAGAGACAAGCUCUUAUUUUAAUGGCAUGGCCCAAAAGGACACAGUUGGCUACUCGUCUCCAAGAGCCAGCUCCGUUCCCAUCAUCCCCUCCGUGGGCUUGGACGAAGCCUGCAUGCAGACACAGAACGUUUCGGACACAACGGGCCUCACGUGGCGCAAGAACUCCUAUUCCACUGAACUGGUCCACGUGAGUGCCCCUGCCAGAAGUUGUCUUAUUGCAGAGCAGCAAGAAGUAAAAAUAUUAUUAGAAACUGUCCAAGAGCAGAUCCGGAUUCUGACCGACGCCAGGAGGUCGGAGGACUUUGAACUGGCGAGUGCCGACACGGAGAACGGCACCAGCGAAAACACAGCUUUUCUGCCUAUGAGUCCCGUGGCGAAAUUGGAGCGAGAGGCACAGUUUGUCUUAAAAAGUGAAAGGCAAAGAGACUCAGCCUUGAUUAAGUGACUUUGUC
This is a messenger RNA of Heteronotia binoei (common prickly gecko), 574 nucleotides long. RefSeq names its product pro-neuregulin-3, membrane-bound isoform-like. The record is from RefSeq and is a predicted model, not a curated record. Gene Ontology annotation, molecular function: chemorepellent activity. The transcript has 2 exons. Lineage: Eukaryota; Metazoa; Chordata; Lepidosauria; Squamata; Gekkonidae. Gene Ontology annotation, biological process: animal organ development; intracellular signal transduction; nervous system development. Bases 1 to 567 code for a protein of 188 amino acids.